Saccostrea cuccullata (small rock oyster) is the source of this 833-nucleotide messenger RNA. Its product is annotated as STING ER exit protein-like. NCBI's taxonomy places the organism in Eukaryota, Metazoa, Mollusca, Bivalvia, Ostreida, Ostreidae. The transcript has 7 exons. The record is from RefSeq and is a predicted model, not a curated record. The coding region runs from base 45 to 677 and encodes 210 amino acids. Gene Ontology annotation, biological process: endoplasmic reticulum membrane organization; endoplasmic reticulum to Golgi vesicle-mediated transport.
GUGACGUUUUACACACGUACUUGUAAAACUUGCUGAAAAAGAAAAUGCCAAAAGUAGUUUCUCGCAGCGUUGUGUGCACAGAUGUUAAAGAUCAAGAAGAAUACCAGGGUGAAAAACCCCUCUAUGUGUAUUACUGCAUAUGUGGACAAAUAUCUUUGAUCUUAGAUUGUCCUAUAGACAAACUUCCAAUGAGGAGACGAGAUAAUGCCAGAGUUAUUGAUGGACAGAAACAUGCUCACAAGCUGACCUGUGAUCCUGAUGAUAUUGUUUACUUGAAAAGGCCUGAAGGAAUUGAAAAACAAUACAGACAAAAAUGCAAAAGAUGUGGAUUAUGGUUAUAUUACCAUCACCAAGGAAACAGUGGGGUCAUGUUUGUUGUAGAUGGGGCCCUCAAAAGGGACUCGGCCAAGACUGAUGUGUAUAGUCAAAUAUCUGAACCCAAAAAGGUGACACUUACCAAACAUACAAAGAACAUGGGCAAAUUCAGUUCUGUGACAGUCUCAACAGUUGAUGAAGAAGAGGAUGAAAUUGAAGCUAAAGAAAUAGCUGAUUCAUAUGCAGCCAAUGCUAAAGUGAUAGAAAAGCAACUUUUCAGGAAAGGCAUGAACAAGCGAAGACAGGAAGAGGCUGCAGAAGAGGCGAAGAAGAAAGUAAAGGGAACCUUGAUUGACAAGUGAAAUGACAAAAUGACAGCCAGUGAGAGGAUUGAUUGACAUGAAUGAUAGGUGUAUGGGCAUUGUAUAUCAUUGAAAUGUUUGCUUGUGUUUGAUUCAGCUGUUAUGAAUGAAAGCAUAUGCAAUAAAUAUAAAAUAAAACCAAAAUUAAAAUGUUAA